Messenger RNA from Prorocentrum cordatum, 540 nucleotides. Lineage: Eukaryota; Dinophyceae; Prorocentrales; Prorocentraceae. The record is from the annotation of a GenBank genome assembly.
AUGGCCUUCGCCGCAUGGCUGGCAGGCGAGGCGGUGCACGGCGCAGGGCAGGCCGCGCUGCUGUGGGCAGCCCGCGGUGAGUGCCCAGCCUGCACGUGCGCGCCGGCCCUCACGUGCGCCCCUGGACAGGAGGCGGCGCGCGUGGACUGCCCAGGCGGGUCCCCAGGGUGGGCGCUGUCAGCGGUGGCCCUCGCUGGCGCGACUGGCUUCGCAGGCUGCUGCAGUCAGAGCGCGGGCCUGUGCCUCGUGAUGGCCAGCUCUGCAGCCGCCGCGGCGGCCAGUGGACACCCUUUGGCUCUGGACGGACUCGACGAGGGCGAUUUCAUCCUGGUGCUGUAUCGUGUGGGAGGUGGCCGGAUCUGGCACGAGCGUCUGAUCCUGGCGUUCCAGACGGUGCCGCCCUUCGGGACAGGGGUGUUGACUCCAGAUGGGCACGCCUACGUGGAGGCCAUCAUGCAGAACGGGGCCGACAUCAGGGAGUACGCGAUUCCCGCCGGCGGCGCAGUCGGCGCCGUGGCUGCUGCCACAGCUGGGGAUCAG